AUGGCACCCUGCCCGGAGGCUGAGGUGAAGAUCGGCGGUGUGGGAGUGAGGUGUUUGCUGGACAGCGGGUCGCAGGUGUCACUCAUUACCGAGAGCUUCUUCAGGAGGCGGUUUGGCCUGGCGGGAGAGCUAGUUGAUCUGCCGUGGCUUAGGGUGAUGGCGGCCAAUGGCCUGGAAGUUCCCUACUUGGGAUACAUCGAGCUGGAUGUCGAGGCCUGUGGGCAGGUGUUUCCGCAGAUGAGGGCGGGGCACGUGGAAGCGGCAAUCGCUAAUUUGAGUGAAGAGGAGGCUGUGUUGAACCCUAAAUCAAGGCCUGAGGUGAAGCGUCACCUGGAGGGUUGGGUGGAAAAGGGGAUCAUUCGCCCAAGUUCCAGCCCGUACGCCUUCCAGCUGGUGAUGGCAAGGAAGAAGGACCAGAGCCUGAGGCUGUGUGUGGACUUCAAACUCUUGAACAAGAAGAUGCUGAGGGAUGCGUACCCCCUACCCAGAGUGGAAGAGGCGCUUGAGGCACUGAAGGGGGCGAGGUACUUCAGUUCGAUGGAUUUAGUAUCUGGAUACCUACAGUAUGCUAUGGACGAAAAGGACAUCCCGAAGACAGCAUUCAUGGCAGGAACUGGGGACCUGUGGAAAUAUUACAAGGAUGCCCUUUGGCCUGGUAUCGCCUCUCCCCUUCAUGCCCUUAUGGGGAAGCCGACGACGUCCAAGAAAAAGAAGAAGAAGAGAGUACCAGUGCCGGUAAAAGAUGGGCGAAGCUUCUCAGAGUGUUGGGAUGAGAAUUGUCAGAUGGGGUUCGACAAGAUCAAGGAGUUGCUAACUACUGCGCCAAUCUUGGGUUAUCCGGACUUCAGUCUGCCCUUUAGGGUAGAGACCGAUGCUAGCUUUAGAGGGCUCGGGGCUGUGUUGUCCCAGGAGGAGCAGGGAAAGCAGAGGGUGAUCUGCUAUGCAAUUACGAAAUCUCCAGAGGAAAGACCCGUCACUGGGGAGACUCAGGGCACUGUGGGACCAGGAACAGAGACCAUCCAGGAGGCAGGCAAUCAUAACCAAGGUGUCGAGCGCAUGCUUGCGCUGGUGCGGAAACGGUGCUGCUGACCAGGCAUGGCAGUCCAGACGCACUACUGGUGUCGAGACUGUGAACGGUGCCAGAUGGCUAAGGCACCAGCACAGAAGGUGCGACCCAUCAUGGGAAGCUUGUUGGCGAAGAGGCCAAUGGAAGUGUUGUCGGUCGACUUUAUGAUCCUAGACAAAGCCAGCGAUGGACGAGAAAAUGUGCUGGUGAUGACGGACGUCUUCACCAAGUUCGUCCAGGCGGUCCCCACCAGGGACCAGAAGGCAAGGACUGUGGCCAAGGUCUUGGUGAAGGACUGGUUUGUGCGAUACGGGGUGCCAACGAGGAUCCACAGUGAUCAGGCGUGCAACUUUGAGAGUGCCUUGAUCCGGGAGUUAUGUGCCGUCUACGGUGUCGAAAAGUCCCGCACUACGCCAUACCACCCUCAAGGGAAUGGCCAGUGCGAGCGCUUCAACAGGACGAUGCACGACCGGCUGAGGACGCUGAUGCCGGAAAAGAAGAAGAGAUGGCCCGAGCAUCUGCCGGAGUUGGUGUAUUCGUACAACGCGACGAUACACUCCUCAACGGGUUAUUCCCCGUACUUUCUCAUGUUUGGGCAGGAUCCACGGUUGCCCAUUGAUUCCCUCCUGUGA
Messenger RNA from Priapulus caudatus, 1698 nucleotides. RefSeq lists its product as uncharacterized. Gene Ontology annotation, biological process: proteolysis; DNA integration. Lineage: Eukaryota; Metazoa; Priapulida; Priapulimorpha; Priapulimorphida; Priapulidae. The transcript is spliced from 6 exons. Gene Ontology annotation, molecular function: aspartic-type endopeptidase activity; nucleic acid binding. The record is from RefSeq and is a predicted model, not a curated record.